Messenger RNA from Indicator indicator, 888 nucleotides. It is a transcript of the gene PIGL, whose product is annotated as phosphatidylinositol glycan anchor biosynthesis class L. The coding region runs from base 1 to 888 and encodes 295 amino acids. The transcript is spliced from 7 exons. Gene Ontology annotation, molecular function: N-acetylglucosaminylphosphatidylinositol deacetylase activity. Lineage: Eukaryota; Metazoa; Chordata; Aves; Piciformes; Indicatoridae. Gene Ontology annotation, biological process: GPI anchor biosynthetic process. Gene Ontology annotation, cellular component: endoplasmic reticulum. The record is from RefSeq and is a predicted model, not a curated record.
AUGGGCGAGGCCCUUUGGUGGCCCGGAACCUUGCUGCUGCUCUGCCGUUUCCUGCCGGAGCAGCCUGGCGCGCACGCGGCGCCGGUCGCUAUGGCAGCGGAGUCGUGGGGCUGGGGGCCUGCGGUGCUGGCGCUGCUGCUGGCGCUGCUGCUUGGUGGCUCGCGCUGCCUGCGGCGCCGUUACGCGUCGGACGGGGUUCGCGCCUCUCUGAGCGGAAGGGCAGUGGCGGCGGCCGCGCGGGUGGGUGGCGGCCGCGCCUUGCUGGUGACGGCGCACCCUGAUGACGAAGCGAUGUUCUUCGCCCCCACGGUGCUCGGCUUGCGCAGGGCCGGUGCUCGCGCGGCUCUGCUAUGCUGCUCCUCAGGAAAUUACUACAAUCAAGGAGAGGUUCGUAAGAAGGAACUGGAGCAGAGUUGUUCUGUUCUGGGGAUUCCUGCUUCUGAUGUAACAGUCAUCGACCACAGGGAGCUUCCAGAUGAUCCUGCUGUUGAAUGGGACACGCAGCUCCUUGCCACCUUUGUGCUGAAGCAUAUAGAAGCCAAUAACAUCAACCUGGUGGUCACCUUUGAUGCAGGAGGAGUGAGUGGUCAUGCUAACCACGUUUCUCUUUACACUGCUUUAAGGUACCUGCACUCGGAGAGGAAGUUACCUGAAGGGUGCCACGUGUUUGUGCUUCAAUCAGUAAAUCUCUUCCGGAAAUACAUCUCCAUCCUGGAUGUGCCCAUUUCCUACCUCCUGCCUGGAGAUGCCCUCUUCAUACUCACAGAGGAGGAGACUGAACAAGCCAAGAGAGCCAUGCGGUGUCAUGGCAGCCAGCUCCUCUGGUUCCGCCACAUCUAUCUGCUUUUUUCACGUUACAUGGUCAUCAAUUCACUCCAACUUCUGUGA